AUGGCGUUGUCAGAAGCGUCUCCGGUUCCACAAUCUCCGCCACCGACAGAAACGGCGCAAGCUCCUCGACGAACUGCCCUGCCAACAAGACCUGUCACUUCCAAAGCAGCUGCGAGUAAUUCGGACCGUUCAAAAAUGGAGUCAAAUGGGCAACCAGAUGAAACAUCGCGACCUCAAGACUCGCCACUAUUAUCUCGGGCGACUGCUUUUACUCCCAACCCGCCGAGUCCUCAGUCGAUUGCCCACAGUCCUUCAAGUCAGAGUGUUGCUAGCUCUACUCAAGGUCAUGCCGGCCAGGUUUGCAGUAACUGCGGCACAACACAAACCCCUCUUUGGAGAAGAUCACCACAGGGGGCCACGAUUUGCAAUGCGUGUGGAUUGUAUCUCAAGGCUCGAAACACGCACCGACCGGUUAAUCUGAAGCGUCCCCCAAACGUUAUCCCUAGCACUCGUCAGCCUUCGGCCAAGCUCUCUCCGAAAGCUCAGGUUGCGCUCGCUCCUAGCCCGGCAGCGACAUAUGUCAACGCGGAUCAAGUUUCGAGUGGCACCUGUCCUGGUGGUGGAAAAUGCAAUGGCACUGGCGGUGCUGAAGGGUGCGGUGGUUGCCCGGCGUACAACAACAGGCUGUCAAAGAGCGGCGUCUUGAGAUGUGGUAGCGGUGGAGCAGCUGCGACGAAAGCGUCGACUCCGAGCGACGGCGACGGGCCAACUCCCAUUGAUAUCGGCGCGCUUCAUAUCCAGAGUCAGAACACGACUGUUGUGAUUGCGUGCCAGAAUUGCGGGACUACGAUCACUCCUCUUUGGCGGAGGGAUGAGGCUGGGCAUACGAUUUGCAAUGCUUGUGGUCUCUACUACAAACUCCAUGGCGUCCACCGCCCAGUCACAAUGAAGAAAUCCGUCAUCAAGCGUAGGAAAAGAGUCAUCCCCGCCGCCGGUGGCAGCCCAGAAAUGGAGAGUGCCACCCUCGACCGCCCCUACUCGCAGUCGCCAUCACCAGAGGCGCCAAAAGAGCGUGGCACGAUGAACGCCGACGGGUCUGUCAAUCUGGGCUUUGGCAAUAAGCAACAGCAACAGCAGCAAUCACAAUCGCAACAGCAGGAAUCCUCGUUGAAACUAGUCCCGGAGGAUGUCCUCAUGCAAAAUAGGCAAACCUCCCCGUUACCAUCUAGCGACUUGGCACAGUACCACUCCUCCCAGCCCAGUCAGCAAUCGCAGUCGAAGCCGGAAUCGCUCAACAAUGAGAACAGGUUGGCGCCGAUUAUGUUGAUGAAUAUGGGUGGGGAUCGGCAGACGUCGUUGUCACCGGCGAGUUUCUUGUCACCGUCGAGGAAGAGGUCGUUUUCGGCAACGGAUCCGGAGGGGGAGAGUGGGGAGCAGACGAAGAGGUUAAGUUCGAUCAAGAGUAUUUUGAACCCGACGAUGAUGGGGAGGGGGGAGGGGGAGGAAGGGGGGGCAAGGCAGGAUAGGCUGCCUAGUCCGGGGAGUUUGAUGGGAGCGAGCGAUGCGGAGCAGAAGAAGGCGGAGAGGAGGGCUGUGUUGGCUUUGGAGGCGGAGAGGAUGAGGGAGAUGUUGAAGCAGAAGGAGAGGGAGUUGGCUGAGUUGGAUGGGUAA
Podospora anserina S mat+ is the source of this 1611-nucleotide messenger RNA. RefSeq lists its product as uncharacterized. The record is from RefSeq and is a predicted model, not a curated record. Gene Ontology annotation, molecular function: RNA polymerase II cis-regulatory region sequence-specific DNA binding; zinc ion binding; DNA-binding transcription factor activity, RNA polymerase II-specific. Lineage: Eukaryota; Fungi; Ascomycota; Sordariomycetes; Sordariales; Podosporaceae. Gene Ontology annotation, biological process: negative regulation of transcription by RNA polymerase II; positive regulation of transcription by RNA polymerase II. The transcript is spliced from 3 exons. Bases 1 to 1611 code for a protein of 536 amino acids.